Messenger RNA from Penicillium bovifimosum, 1827 nucleotides. RefSeq lists its product as uncharacterized. The record is from RefSeq and is a predicted model, not a curated record. Gene Ontology annotation, molecular function: zinc ion binding; DNA-binding transcription factor activity, RNA polymerase II-specific; sequence-specific DNA binding. Gene Ontology annotation, biological process: positive regulation of transcription by RNA polymerase II. The transcript is spliced from 4 exons. Lineage: Eukaryota; Fungi; Ascomycota; Eurotiomycetes; Eurotiales; Aspergillaceae. The coding region runs from base 1 to 1827 and encodes 608 amino acids.
AUGUCGCGCCCCCUGAAGCCUAGAGAUAUAGCCUGCGCGCGCUGUUUCCGACACAAGCGAAAAUGUGACCAUGCGAAACCUUCAUGCGGCGAGUGUCGUCGCAAAGGCGCAGAAUGUUUACCUGCUCGGUCCCGUAAAGCGGGAGAUAACAUCACAAUUCCGCUGGAAUACUUGAGACAACUUGAGCAGCAGGUUGCCGAGUUGGAUCGUCGAUCUAGUGUAACAGAUUCGACAGUUGAAACCUGCGACGUCGGGGUCCAAACGGAUCUCGCGAAGGAAGAUGGCAAUGGGCUCGAUAUUGUACCGAACUACUUGAUGGCCGACCAGAAUAUCAGCAGCGGAGCAAAUAACGUGGAUUCUCUCAUGCCACUACUGCCUGAACUGCAACAGGCUGUUCAAGGCCCUCCGUGCACUCCUCCAUCUUUUUCUUCAGACGAAUUUUCUCUAUUUCCUGAAGCGACGUUUGAAUUUCCAUGGAUGGAGAUGUCGCCCUCAAUCUCCCUUACGGGUGAUGAUUCUCCUUGGCUGAAAGAUCUCUACACCAACGUAUACUUCGCCGUCACUCACCGUGAAUGGCCCUUUUUAAAUGAAGCAGCGUGGAAAUCAUGGCACGCUGAUGCGAUCCUGGACGGCCAGGAGGAAUGGAAAGCUUUCUUCCUGCAUAUGGUAUAUGCUAUUGGCGCAUCCCUUUGCAAUAACAUCCAGCGAGACCCCUCGCACCUAGUCCGCGCAAAAGAAUUCUAUGCCUCGGCCAUGAGAUACUACCCUCAUAUCGUGGUGCAUCCGUCUAUGGUGCUGCAAAUUCAAGCCUCGCUAUUCAUGAUACUCUACGCUAUGCAUUCUCCCUCCUCUGAGGAGAUAACCACGAGCGUCUCUUCUGUGGUACCCUUUUUGCACAGCCUCGAUGACAGAAAUGCGCAAACAUGUCUCAAUACGCGACGACAAUGGCUUGAUGACCGAAUUAUCGUCUCUGGCUGGGACAGGCCUGCAUCAGAUGUGUACAGGGUUAUUGACGAUGAUUUGUGUACAUUGGGAGACUCCCUCCAACCCACCCGCAGCACAAACCCUGCUAUAAGUCAUCUAUUUCGAUUACGCAAGAUCCAAGCCAGCAUCAGAAGAUCGCGGGAGAGCCGGUCCCGCAAUGCACUGAACAGAGACGGCAAAAGCUACAGCUCCUCUUUCAAGUCCGCUCUCGAUAGAUGGCGACAAGAGAUUCCACACUAUGAGUCAGAUAAUGCCCAAUACGGCUACCUACAUCCGAUAUGGAUGCGAAAGCUGUAUGUAUACAGCCUCUUGAUUCUGAUCGAAGAGAAGCGGGACUUCAUCGAGAUGGAGGGAACAGAGGAAAUCCUUGCGACGAUCGCGGAAGCAUGCCACAAUUUCCGGCGUUUGCAGGAAGAUGGACAUGUAAUGUGCUACACAUGGUCUGCACUUGUUUUCCAAUUCCGAGCAGGCAUCAUGAUGCUCUACAUUGUCUGGGCUACAAUGGCUAUGACUGAUAUUCAGGGUCAAGAACGGAUCAGACAAAACUCCCAACAGGGCAUUGCUACUUGUGUCGCGAAUAUGGCGGGCUUCGUUGAUCGGUGGAAGGAUGCGACGCCGUAUAUGAAUGUGCUUGAGUUCAUUCGGCAGAAGAUUAUGAGGGAUUUUGGCUCAUUCGAGGAGAUACCUAGUGUGCCUAUAUCUCUGGGAGAGGCUGAGUUGCAAUUGGCGCAAUUGAAGAAGAAUUAUUUGCAUCGAGCUGUUUUGGGGAUGAUUGAGGAUAUGUUGUAUGUGGGGUGUACACAGCAGGACUCUUUGGGGGAUGAUCCAAAGGUGAUGAGAUAA